AUGUUUAGAAUGAAACUCAAAGAAAACACCAUUAUCUUCAGCAAAUUUCCGUACACUAAUCAAGUUUUUGGUGAUAGAAGGAACAUGAAGAAUGUUUUGAAGAAGAAGUGUUCUUUUAGAAUUAAGAGGUUGAAAUCUCAGUUGGAGGAUCUUUCGGCAAAAGGAUUCAUUCGACCAAGUGUUUCACCGUGGGGAGCGCCAGUGUUGUUAGUUAAGAAGAAAGACGGAAGGUCGAGAUUGUGUGUGGACUAUCGACAACUGAACAAGGCGACGAUCAAGAACAGAUACCCGUUGCCGAGGAUAGAUGAUUUGAUGGAUCAAUUACGAGGGGCUGCUGUAUUUUCGAAGAUAGAUUUGAAAUCAGGCUAUCAUCAGAUCAGAGUGAAGACUGAGGAUAUACCGAAGACUGCAUUCAGAACACGCUACGGACACUACGAGUACCUAGUGAUGCCGUUUGGAGUGACAAAUGCACCUGCUGUUUUCAUGGAUUACAUGAACCGCAUCUUUCAUGAAUUCCUAGAUCGGUUUGUGGUGGUGUUUAUUGAUGAUAUACUGAUAUACUCGAAGGAUGCAACGGAACAUGAAGGACAUUUGCGCCAAGUUCUACAAGUGUUGAGAGAAAAGAAGCUGUAUGCGAACCCUUCCAAGUGUGAAUUCUGGCUGAAGGAAGUUAAUUUCUUAGGCCACGUUAUCUCAAAGGAAGGCAUAGCUGUGGAUCCGGCGAAAGUAGAGACUGUUUUGGCUUGGGAGCAACCGAAGACAGUGACAGAAAUCAGAAGUUUUGUGGGUUUGGCUGGAUACUAUUUAUUGUUGAAAUCUCAGUUGGAGGAUCUUUCGGCAAAAGGAUUCAUUCGACCAAGUGUUUCACCGUGGGGAGCGCCAGUGUUGUUAGUUAAGAAGAAAGACGGAAGGUCGAGAUUGUGUGUGGACUAUCGACAACUGAACAAGGCGACGAUCAAGAACAGAUACCCGUUGCCGAGGAUAGAUGAUUUGAUGGAUCAAUUACGAGGGGCUGCUGUAUUUUCGAAGAUAGAUUUGAAAUCAGGCUAUCAUCAGAUCAGAGUGAAGACUGAGGAUAUACCGAAGACUGCAUUCAGAACACGCUACGGACACUACGAGUACCUAGUGAUGCCGUUUGGAGUGACAAAUGCACCUGCUGUUUUCAUGGAUUACAUGAACCGCAUCUUUCAUGAAUUCCUAGAUCGGUUUGUGGUGGUGUUUAUUGAUGAUAUACUGAUAUACUCGAAGGAUGCAACGGAACAUGAAGGACAUUUGCGCCAAGUUCUACAAGUGUUGAGAGAAAAGAAGCUGUAUGCGAACCCUUCCAAGUGUGAAUUCUGGCUGAAGGAAGUUAAUUUCUUAGGCCACGUUAUCUCAAAGGAAGGCAUAGCUGUGGAUCCGGCGAAAGUAGAGACUGUUUUGGCUUGGGAGCAACCGAAGACAGUGACAGAAAUCAGAAGUUUUGUGGGUUUGGCUGGAUACUAUUUUAAUUCUAUUUGA
Messenger RNA from Lotus japonicus, 1500 nucleotides. RefSeq lists its product as uncharacterized. The transcript is spliced from 5 exons. The record is from RefSeq and is a predicted model, not a curated record. Bases 1 to 1500 code for a protein of 499 amino acids. Lineage: Eukaryota; Viridiplantae; Streptophyta; Magnoliopsida; Fabales; Fabaceae.